AUGUCAGAUGUCCGGUCGCUACUGCGGAAUGAACUAGCUUCGCGCAAGGGUUCUUCGCCAAACACUGCUGGGAAUCGGAUCAGCAAAAAGCGCAAGGUCGACAACGGCGAUGGCGUAAUGCGAAAGAAGCUACGGUCGACCGACUUGGAGACUGUACAGGCUGCUGCCAACGCACAGGAUGUCGAGUCGCCCAGUGCCGAGGGUGCAGCUUCCGAUGAGGUCUUGAAUGAUAGGGAAGAGCAGAAUACCGCUGGACCGGAGCCACCCCUUCAAAUCCACCAGCAAACCACUUUGCCACUUGGACAACCGACACCAUCCGCCCCAGCUAUGCAAGCUUCGAAUACAGUGGACGAGGACGAGUGGGCCGCGUUCGAGCGUGAAGUUGCCGAACCAUCACGGGCCCCGCAGGUACCUGCAGCCCUCGCGGCUAAUGCGACCGUCUCUGCGGCUCCGUUAACGAAUGAGGAGCUUGCAGCACUGGGACAAAGACAGACAGCAUCAACGGUUCGCGCACGAGAGGCUGAAUUGGAGGGCGAACGCGAAGAUGCUGCGCGAUUCAUGGAAGACGAGUUUGACGAGAUGGAGCAGCUGGAGCAGCGGGUACGAAAGCUGAAGCAGAUGCGGGAAGAGCUCCGGCAUAAACGCGCCCAAGACGAGUCGCGGGAUCAACUGAUGGUCCUAGACGAACAACAAGAGGCAGAGGAAAGUGAUAGUGAUGAGGAUGAGGAUGAGGAAUGGGAUGAUUGGCGAUUCAAAUGA
Messenger RNA from Penicillium argentinense, 759 nucleotides. RefSeq lists its product as uncharacterized. The record is from RefSeq and is a predicted model, not a curated record. The transcript has a single exon. Lineage: Eukaryota; Fungi; Ascomycota; Eurotiomycetes; Eurotiales; Aspergillaceae. Bases 1 to 759 code for a protein of 252 amino acids.